UUGCGUCACCCUCCUAGGGACCGAGCGGGCUUAUAAAGAGGAACGCACACACAGGCGCUCAAACGCACUCGAUUUAUUUCUCCUCUGAGACGGAAAACAGAGUCACAGCCAAAAUGAGACUGUUCCUUGCAGUUGCCGUGCUGAUGCUGGCUUUUGUCGCAUACACAGAGGCUCAGGACGACACCGUCCAGGAGAAGUUCGCUAACUUUGGCAAGCAGUUGUCUGAGAUGUCCUUGGGCCUUGCAGAGAAGGCCAAGACCGCCUUUGAGGAAAUUCACCAGAGUCAAUUUGCAACCGAAACCAGGAGCUGGUUCGACCAGCUGAUAGAGAAGGCGAAGUCCACGAUUUCGGAAAUGGCUCAGUAAACGAGUAGAUAGAUUCGUGUCUCCGGACCCAACUCUGAAGGCCGAGCUCUUCACCCUGACCCUCCUGUCGGGACGCUCACAUGUCACAUGACAAACUGCUCUGCUGACCAGACCAAAUGGUUACAUCUUUAAACUAGUUGUUUAUAAUUAUCAUUUCAAUGUGAUCAUUUUGAACAAACAACGUGAAAAAGUGCUACAAAGAUAUAAAAAUAAAAUGUUUUUUUUUUUUUAACAUAACGUCUGUGGUAGCAUCAAUAUUUAUCAAUGUAAAGAAUUUUUUUUAAUGCAAUGGAUUCUGUGGAAAAGUCUGUUAAGAUGUUUGACAUCAAUAAAAGAACAACUCUGCUCUA
Molecule: messenger RNA, 715 nt
Organism: Lates calcarifer (barramundi perch)
Lineage: Eukaryota; Metazoa; Chordata; Actinopteri; Centropomidae
Gene: apoc1
Product: apolipoprotein C-I
Exons: 4
Coding region: 114-365 (83 amino acids)
Biological process (GO): negative regulation of lipoprotein lipase activity; very-low-density lipoprotein particle clearance; negative regulation of lipid catabolic process
Cellular component (GO): very-low-density lipoprotein particle; extracellular region; high-density lipoprotein particle
Molecular function (GO): phospholipase inhibitor activity; fatty acid binding
Source: RefSeq, a predicted model, not a curated record